This is a messenger RNA of Mugil cephalus (flathead mullet), 1592 nucleotides long. Its product is annotated as claudin-10-like. Gene Ontology annotation, cellular component: plasma membrane; bicellular tight junction. Gene Ontology annotation, biological process: cell adhesion; bicellular tight junction assembly. Gene Ontology annotation, molecular function: structural molecule activity. The record is from RefSeq and is a predicted model, not a curated record. Bases 137 to 1285 code for a protein of 382 amino acids. NCBI's taxonomy places the organism in Eukaryota, Metazoa, Chordata, Actinopteri, Mugiliformes, Mugilidae. The transcript has 5 exons.
UUUAGUUCGUCUUAAAAAAGGCUGGAUGUUUGGAAAUCUAGUAAAAUUCAUCCUCCUUUUCCGCCACUUGAUGGAGCUGUAACGCUGUAAAACCAGAACUGAUCUGUCUUAUAAAUAGUUGUUCAGUCUGCUUUCCAUGCAGCAUUGUGACAAGAUGCCAAGUAUCCAAACUUCAAAUAAAAAAAAAAAAAGAGUCAUUCAUCCGUUCCUCCAUACAAUCUCCACACUAUCUCGGUUCCUCAUCUGGUGUUUCCCCCCUUCUCUGUCAAAGACUUUUCAGAUCCUUUCAAUUAAAGACUUCCGUGCCCCUGCAGAUCCCCUUGCAGACCCUAUGAACACCGUGAGGAGUGAUGACUUGUGCGUGCAUCCUAGCUCCCCCCACCCACCCACCUACCUACCACCACCACCACCACCCUCAAAACACAACAUGCCUCUGCUGAUAUUGCUUUCUUGGAGACGGACCGAGCAGGUGAAGCAGAGGCAAAGGUUCUGCAGAACUGCCAACGCUGACGCACCCUCCCACGUCCUGUCUUUUUCCUCACCGGGGGAAACUUUCCCUCACCAGUCCCAAGCCGGAGAGAAAAUGGGCAGCAUGGCGACGCAGAUCGUCGCCUUCCUCCUGACCGUCUCCGGCUGGAUCCUGGUGUCGUCCACCCUGCCGACGGACUACUGGAAGGUGUCUUCUGUGGACGGGACGGUCAUCACCACGGCUACUUUCUGGUCCAAUUUGUGGAAGACGUGCGUGACCGAUUCCACCGGCGUGUCCAACUGCAAGGACUUCCCAUCAAUGCUGGCUCUGGAUGCCUACAUCCAGGUGUGUCGGGGUCUGAUGAUCGCCGCCGUGUGUCUGGGUUUCUUCGGCGCCAGUCUGGCCUUGGUCGGGAUGAAGUGCACGAGAAUCGGAGGCUCAGAGACCACCAAGGCUCGUCUGACCGCCCUGUCAGGCCUCCACUUCAUCCUCAGCGGCCUCUGCUGCCUGACCGCAUGCUCCAUAUACGCCCACAGGAUCACGACCGACUUCUUUGACCCCCUCUUCUUCGCCCAGAAGUUCGAGCUGGGAGCGGCCCUCUUCAUCGGCUGGGCCGGAUCGGUGCUGUGCAUCUUGGGAGGACUCAUAUUCUGCCUCUCCCUGUCCGAGGGCUUCACCAUCAGUAGAGCCGAAUACUCGUACGCUGGAGCUGCAUCCUUUGUGACGGCACGCAACAAGCAAAGCAAGGCAGCCAGCGGCCCGCGCAAGGAAGCACGUGAGCCGUCGCAACAGUUCGGGAGAAACGCCUACGUGUGAAAUUUAUCGUGAUAAACUAAAAAAGACGAAGGACAGGAUCCGUAUCAAUGAAGUGAAAGGGAUUAAUUGCUGCAGAAAAAAAAGAAAAAACAUAUUUUGUGUGACAGUUUACAUAUUCAAAUGUUAUAAUAAUCCUUAUCUGGUCUGUUCCUGUCAAUAGCUCAUAAAUAAAAGAUAAGCGUCUUUUUUUUUUUCCCCCCUUUAGGGCAGGAAAUUUGAUUUGGCAUGAAAUGAUGUUCAAACUCUACGGUCACCUUCAACGAGCUGCCUGUAAUACUUAGACACACAUUAAACCUGGGUUUCAUAA